AUGAAGAUCACUUCUGAGAAAGGAAAUCAACUAGCUUGGAUCAAUAAUACUAUAAAUGUAAAUCAAGAAAACAUCUUUGAACCAGAAAAAAUACAAUACCAUAUUUAUAACCUGUGGGUACCUGCCGCAAAUCUAGCAGAUAAAAUCAUUAUAAAUAGAUAUGAUGCUCUUCCAGGAAUCGGUCAUACUUGCGGUCACAAUCUAAUUGCGAUCGGUGGUGCAAUUGCGUUAAAGGCCAUAUUUGAAAAACAUGAAAUUCCUGGAAAAGUAAAAUUAUUUGGAAGAAAAUGGAGGUGGAAAAUUGAAUUAAUCAAAAUAGGUGCUUAUGAUGAUGAUGAUGAUGUAGGUGUUUCUUUAAUGAUUUAUCCUAGCCCUUUAGAUGGAAGUUUUUUAAAUUGCAAUAAGCCAUGGGAAAGAAUUAACGCAUUGAAUGCUAUGGUUUGGCUUAUAAUAAUAAUGGAUUAUUAA
Messenger RNA from Rhizophagus irregularis DAOM 181602=DAOM 197198, 468 nucleotides. Lineage: Eukaryota; Fungi; Glomeromycota; Glomeromycetes; Glomerales; Glomeraceae. The record is from RefSeq and is a predicted model, not a curated record.